Trifolium pratense (red clover) is the source of this 2056-nucleotide messenger RNA. Its product is annotated as flagellar attachment zone protein 1-like. Bases 370 to 1899 code for a protein of 509 amino acids. The record is from RefSeq and is a predicted model, not a curated record. The transcript has 2 exons. Lineage: Eukaryota; Viridiplantae; Streptophyta; Magnoliopsida; Fabales; Fabaceae.
UGACAUUGGUUGGUUGGACGUUGAUUCCGUCCAAAGUCCAAUAUAUCUUCCAAUUGAUAUAUUAUUUUCAUUCAUUCAUUUAACCUUCAAACCAAGGAAACUCCGUCAACCUCGGAUUUUUAUAAAACCAAACACCUCUUUUUUUGUUCUUAAUUCUCCUAUAUUCUCGUUUUGUUUUUUUUUCCAACAUUCUUAAUCUCAUUCUAAUUAUAUAACCUUCCUAAAUUCAGCUUUUUCACUACCAUUAAACAUUUAUUUCCAAUCCUAAUUACUUCUCUAAUCAUUCAUUUCUGGACUUCACGUUCAUUCCUUUUCCAACACCAUCACCAACUCCAUUUCGUGAUUAAAUAAAUUAUCAAGGUUCCGAUAAUGCAACAGCGUCGUAUGGUUGAUGAAGUAAUGGCCACAAAGAACAGAAACAAUGAAAUAUCAUUAAAACAUGAACAAGAAUUGUCAGAGAAAGAUGAUUUGUUGGCUGAGUACAGGAGGAAACUUCAAGAAUCGGAGGUCGAAUUGGAGAAGCGAAAAGAAUCCGAAGCAAAUUUGUUUGAUACUUUGGUUAUGCAAACAAAACAGCUAGAGCAUAACACAAUUUUACUUGAAGAAUCAAGGCAUGAAAUUGCUAGUCUUGAAGAAAAAUUGAAGACACUUCAAUUAAGUGCAUAUCAAACCAACGGUUUAGAAGAUAUGAAAGUAACCGAAAAAGGGUUACCGAAAAUUAAGGUACAUGAAACUCAAGAGGGUGUGGAGGAGGGAAAAUUAUACUUGAAGGCGGAAAAUUUAGUUGAAGAAUUGAAUUUGCUUAAAAGUGAAUUGCAAUUAGCAACACAAGCCGAGGAGAAUAGCAAGAAAGCAAUGGAUGAUUUAGCGUUCGCGCUAAAAGAAGUUGCAACCGAAGCUAACCAAGUGAAAGCGAAACUAACCUUAAGCCAAGUUGAACUAGAACACACAAAAACCGAUGCUGAGCGUUGGAGAGUGACGUUACAAAACACAGAAGAGAAGUACAAAGAGCUUCUAGAUGUAACAAGGAAAGAAGCCGACAGGUACAAAAACACCGCGGAACGAUUGAGAUUAGAAGCUGAAGAAUCACUUUUAGCAUGGAAUGGAAAGGAAACUCAGUUUGUGACUUGUAUCAGAAGAGCUGAAGAGGAAAGGUUGCUUGCACAAGAAGAAACAACAAGAUUACUUGAAUUGCUUAAUGAAGCCGAGAGUAAAACAAAAGUUUCGAAAGAAGAAAAUCAGAAACUGCGCGAUAUAUUAAAACAAGCUUUGAAUGAAGCUAAUGUUGCAAAAGAAGCUGCAGAAAUCGCGAAAGCUGAAAACAGUAGAUUACAAGAUAGUCUCAAUUUGCUUGUACAUGAAAAUGAGAUGCUGAAAAUUCAUGAAGCUGCAUCAUUUGAGAAUAUCAAAGAGUUGAAAAAAAUGCUAUCAGAAACAUCGACAAAAGAGUUUCGAAAUGAAGAUUUGGAGAAAUUUUUAACAGCAAAAGAAGGUACAAAAGAAAAACCACAUCAUAAGGAGCAUAGAGAAACAAAAAGUUUAAGCAAAAACUUUAGUCUUAAUUUAAAAGACAUGAUAACAACACAUAAGCAACAACCAAAAAAUGAAGAUGUUAAUAAUAAAGACAUUAUUACAGAAGAUGAUGAUACAUUAAAGGGUUCAAUAUUUGAUGAAGUUGAUGAUUCAUCGGAUGAAUCGCGUCACGAUGCUGACAUGGGAAUACCAGAUGAAUUUGAUAAUAUAGAUGAAUCUCAUUUUGAUAAUUAUGAAGGUGAUACAAACAACAGAAAAAGAAGAGCUUUGUUGAGAAGAUUUGGUGAUCUUAUAAAAAUGAGAAAAAGUACUCCUACUCCUCCUACCAAAAAAGAACUUCCCAAUGAGGAACAUCUACAAACGUAAUGCAAAUUCCACAAGAGAAUGUAAUAAUAAUGUUGUUCAUAUUGUUUUAUUAAUUUUGUGUAUUUGUUUUGAUUAAUGUGUACAUAAUUUCCUAGAUUAUAAGUACACCUGUUUUGAGACCAUCCUCUGUUUUAUUUUUUUGCUUGAAUACAUGUUA